AUGGCUAGUGAUGAAGAUAAAGAUAUUUCACACAUCGUUUCAAAGAAAGACGUGAACAAGCAAAACCAUACAAACCUUAUUAUUGCUCGAAUAGACGGAACAUCACCAUUAAUUCAUCCUACAAAUACUCCAAAUACAAAUAAUUUCGAUGACCAUUGGCCAUCAGUUCUCAAUAAUUUUAAAAAGAAAAAAGAUCAGAUUCAACAUGAUUUAGAAUGGGAAGAAUUUUUUUUAAGAAUCAAUCAUUCUAAAAUGAUAUAUACGAAAACUGCAGAAUUGGAUGAAAAGCUAAAAAAGAAGAUGAUUAAUGAGCUGAUCAAACAACCAAUUCUUUUAAAAAACGAAAGUAACAAAUAUAAUGGAAAUGAGUUUGCACGAUGGAAGAAAUUUUAUCAAUUAAGUGUUUUAUUAUUUGAAAUUUCAACAUCAAAAAAGAUUCCAUUUGAAUUUGCAAUUCAAAAAUUAAACGGCUUGGGAUUAACAGUUAAUUAUAUGUAUCAA
This is a messenger RNA of Dentiscutata erythropus, 501 nucleotides long. The record is from the annotation of a GenBank genome assembly. Lineage: Eukaryota; Fungi; Glomeromycota; Glomeromycetes; Diversisporales; Gigasporaceae.